AUGCUUGUAGGUGAAGCAGGAUCAAAUUAUAUUCAGUCAGCAAGCCAGGAAAUCAUAAGCAUUAAGCAGAAGCAAACUCAUAAUCAGAAGCAGUACCUGACCCUUAUUGCAGAGAUCCAUCAUCCAAAAUCUGAACCUGCCCCAGUCGCCUUUUCCCCGCACCUGUAUCGCUGCUGCCUUUGCCGAAGUCUUGUAUCUUUAGCCAAUAUGCUGAUUCCCCAUCCACGCAACCUCCCCCAUCCGGCCGCCCACUCCAACCCCUUACCCCCGCCCCCCACCCGUGCCCGCGACCCCCGCCCCCCCCCCACCCCACCCCCGUACGACAACCAGCCCCACACCCCCCCUCGCCACGUCAAAUUCGCCCUCCCCUGCCCCUUUGGAGCCCUCUCCCACUAUGGAUCACUGCUCCGCAUUAGCCGACAUGCCCGCGGCUUGUACUUGCAGAGUUUCCGAGAACACGAAACACCCAUCAACGUAACCCUCAGCCUCGAAACUCCCAACACUAAAUCCCCAUUCACUAAACACCCAUCAGAAUUACCCAGUCAGCCCCACAAGAUCCAGUCCCAACCCUCCACCCCCACCACUACCACCCCGCCGCCGACAGACGACGGCCCCCCCUCGGCCCCCACCCCCGCUCCAGCAACAACCGCCGCCCUCGCCCACACCACUCCCACCCCGCCCCCAGAACCUCCAGCUCCAGCUCCAGCUGCAGGUAUCACCAGUACCUCCCCCCCUCACCGACCGAUAACGUACCAGCCACGCCUAACCCUACCAGCCACCUCCACAGCCAGGACCACGCCCCCCUCCCUGCUCGCGUCUGCAGCUCCAACAGCCACAUGA
Messenger RNA from Penaeus indicus, 840 nucleotides. RefSeq lists its product as uncharacterized. The record is from RefSeq and is a predicted model, not a curated record. The coding region runs from base 1 to 840 and encodes 279 amino acids. The transcript is spliced from 5 exons. Lineage: Eukaryota; Metazoa; Arthropoda; Malacostraca; Decapoda; Penaeidae.